CAAAUACACGCACACUUAUACGUACAUAUACACGUACAUAUAACUGUAAUAUACAGACAUUCCAUCCUCAACUUCCUAGUGUACCUACCGCGAGUUCAAACGAAAAGUCGGCCUAACCCAGAGUUGCUACAGACGUGCCUUUAGACUGGCAGUGAGUAGUAAGCAGCUAAAGAGAGCAAACAAGAAAAAAUAAAAGAGAAAAGAGCAUCAUUGCUGUUCAUUUAGGUCAAUUAUAACACCACGCCCAGCCGUAUAAUCGGGUGCGUCAAAAGUGGUGGUAGAGAAAGAAGAAGAAGAAAGAGAAAUAUAUACGUAGAUAUAUAUAGACAGAUAGAAAAAGUUAGAAGGGUAGGAGAGAGAGAGAGAGAGAAAGAGAGAGAAGAGAAUAAAGAAAUAGAGGAAAAAAGAGACUUAAAAAGCGUUAAUGAUUUGUAAAAUGGCAGUUUGCAUGUUCUGGCUUCUCACCUACGUGGGACAGGGGCUGGAUUUGGCGGUAGGCAAUCGACCCGUGAUUAUACAAGUACAAGGCACACAGGGACUUGACUAUCGUCACGGAAGCAGUAGCAUUAGAAAGAAGAGCGAACUGAGCUCGGUAGAUAACAACCUGUUGCAUCUAAAAAUAUAUCCUUCCGAUGGUCCCUACCGGGACGACCUGUCGAACUGGCUGGUCUUCAACGACGAGCCGCGGAUAUCCUCGUGGUCGCCCGCGGGUAUGCUGAUCGACGACAUUGUCAAAGAGCCGCGGGAGUUCCAGAACGUGUUCUUUGCCCUGUCACCCGCCGUGCUGAACGUUCUCUAUUCCGAGUACGUAACGUCGCAGCCACACAACGCUGCAACACAACCUCACGUCGCGGAGCCCUAUGUUCACGACGAUGGCAAUCAUCUGCUCGGCGGCCGGCAGGCCCAUCAGCGUCUGAAGAAGCGGCGCAUCGGAUGCCGGCAUCCGCUGAGAGGUCCGCUCAGUCUACCGAUAUUGGUAUGCGACGAGGCUGGCAAGAAGGCUACCACCCUUCAGGAAUCUAGACAAUCGAAUCACGACGAUCUCUACGCGGAGCAGAGAUUUAACACUGCGACGAGUACGAAGACUGAUCUCGUGCGCGCCGAGGGCGGCACCCCGCUUAACUUACCUACGAAUGGCGGCUUCGUACCUAAGGCCUUCGUCUAUGAGACUAGCGGAAACAAACUACCCGGAAGUAAACGGAACCAGAUAACGGUCGGGCGGCGUUCGAUCGACGCGCAAGGAGAAUCCCCGGGACACCAGGCUCAAGCGUCCUCGGCGUCCUCGACGUCGUCCGCUGGCGCGAGCAUCGCUUCACAGCUUAUGCUGAGAUCAAUCCGGGGAAGCAUACAAUACGACGUGCCGCAGAUCGAAUGUCCAGUCUCCGAAGACGGAAUGGAAAGAUUUGCUUGCCCAACUGCAGAUAGAAUGGGAAGAUAUCAUUGUAUUGACGAUCAUGUUUUGUGCGAUGGCUUUAUAGACUGUCCUACAGGCGAAGAUGAGGAUAGGCAAGCCUGCAUGUUUUACAAAACCACGAAAGCGCAUCUGGAUGUGUUAGCGGACGCCAUAUUACGAUGGGCGAGAGGACGCUAAUUCCUUUCUUUGUUGACGAUGAAUCUCCAAGCUGUACAUAAAACCACAAGUCUGAUA
Messenger RNA from Acromyrmex echinatior (Panamanian leafcutter ant), 1648 nucleotides. RefSeq names its product low-density lipoprotein receptor domain-containing jelly belly protein (gene jeb). The record is from RefSeq and is a predicted model, not a curated record. Gene Ontology annotation, biological process: positive regulation of MAPK cascade. Gene Ontology annotation, molecular function: transmembrane receptor protein tyrosine kinase activator activity; protein binding. Gene Ontology annotation, cellular component: terminal bouton. NCBI's taxonomy places the organism in Eukaryota, Metazoa, Arthropoda, Insecta, Hymenoptera, Formicidae.